Messenger RNA from Myxocyprinus asiaticus (Chinese sucker), 3043 nucleotides. Its product is annotated as DEP domain-containing mTOR-interacting protein-like. Gene Ontology annotation, molecular function: protein binding. The record is from RefSeq and is a predicted model, not a curated record. Gene Ontology annotation, biological process: intracellular signal transduction. The coding region runs from base 345 to 1589 and encodes 414 amino acids. The transcript is spliced from 9 exons. Lineage: Eukaryota; Metazoa; Chordata; Actinopteri; Cypriniformes; Catostomidae.
UAAAACUCUUGUGGUAUGAUGGCAUAUUUCUCUAUUUACUCUUUUACUGACACCAUGUGGCCAUUAUUUAAAACUUCUGUUAUGUUUUGCAAAAUCUCAUUAUGCAGGAAAAUUAGCUGUUUUAAGGGAGAAUUCAAGAUUUAGCCAAUUAACUUUUUAACAGUUACGUUUGUUUACAGGGUGUUGUCUGUAAAACCUCCCUACAUUUAAGACAAUAAAGUUCUUGUGACAUGGAAGUAGACAGAAAGAGAGAAUAUAUUUGUGUACACAACAUUUCGCAGCAUUGAAGAACCGGUGUCUCGGAUCAGUGGAUAUUUAGUAAACACAAGCGCACCAAUAAAGUGAUGGAAACAAGUGCACAAAACCACAGACAUGAAAGAACAUUCAUGGAGCUACUGGGCAACAUUCAAGGUACAGCAAUGACAAGGCACCAAAAGGCAGAGGUAAUGAUUGCCGGAGAACAGCUAAGAUUGCGACUGCAUGAUAGUAAGUUGAUUAAGGACCGCAGAUACCAUUUGCGCACGUACCCCAAUUGUUUUGUGGCUCAGGAGCUAAUUGAUUGGCUGAUUGCUCGUAAGGAAGUGCCAGAUCGAGAAUCUGCUGUCCAGCUCAUGCAGCACCUCGUGGACCAUGAUAUCAUACAUCACGUGUGUGACAAGUGGCCCAUGUUCAAAGAUGCCAAAUACUUGUACAGAUUCAGAGAGGAUGAUGGUACAUUUCCUUUCAACAUAGAGGUUAAAAUCUUCAUGCGUGGACAGAGGCUGUAUGAGCAUCUAAUUAUAGGCAAAGACACCAUCUUACAGCUGAGACAAGAAAAAGGAGUGGCUUAUGAACGCUCUUUCCCUGGUUACAUUUUAAUUGAUUGGCUUCUCCAGAAUGGUGAAAUAGAGAGUCGAAGACAGGGACUAGAGCUCUGCAGGGCUUUACUAGAGCAUGGUAUCAUUCAACAUGUCUCUCUGAAGCAUCACUUCUUUGACAGUGGGCUACUGUAUCAAUUCUGCAUUAACUUCCGCCGGCGUCGCUGGCUUUCUGAACUGUUGCAUGAAACAGAAAUUGAGGAUGUUGAAUGUUUAACACAGCAGAACCAAGAGGACCAUGCAGACAGUCAUUUCACGUUGUCAUCUGAGGGCAACAGUAACUUCUUAUCUGUUCAACCUACUAAAGAUUUAAACGUGACUACAAAUGGACGAUGUGGAAGUUUGAACCACCAGCAGCAUAGUUCAAGCGGAUACCCAAUCACUGCUUCUCUUACCACUGCCCUUGCAAUACAAUGCAAUCCUAAAUCAGUGCUGAAAAGAAAUGUAACCUGUGAGGAGCUGUUAUCUCCUGGUGCUCCCUAUGUAAAAAGAGUGCUUACGAUCCUCGGUGAUGCCCUUGGCUGGGGCUUUGUAGUACGAGGAAAAUCACCUUGUUAUGUUCAAGCUGUGGAUCCUGGAAGUCCUGCUGCUGCAGCAGGAGUUAAGGUGCGGCAAUUUGUGUGUCGAGUGAAUGGAUGCAGUGUGCUUCAUCUGGACUAUCGCUCACUCUCAAAGCUGGUGAUGACUGGACCUCGUGUUGUUACUUUAGAAGUGAUGGAACCACUGGACUGAUUAAUUAUAGAUCACCGAAAAUCACAAAAUCCAAUGGCUGGGUCUAAGGGUUGUGCGUUUCCUUGUGGGGAACCCCCUUGGUCAGAUGAAGAGAGAACCUAUUGCCCAGUUUAAUGGUCAAAGUGCCCUUCCCAAAGAACACAUUCAAGUACCAUCCAGCAAAAUCCUAUAAAUGAGUCACUCUGUAUACAGGGUGAUACUGGUUGAAAAAUUUGUAAUAUUGUUUUAUUUGAAUAGUAUUCCUUCAUAUACCAUGUAAAAUCCUCAAAUAUUAGAUAUCUGAAUACAAUUUAAAUAUAUAUAUACACUGGUGGCCAAACGUUUGGAAUAAUGUACUGAUUUUGCUGUUUUGGAAGGAAAUUGGUACUUUAAUUCACCAAAGUGGCAUUCAGCUGAUCACAAAGUAUAGUCAGGACAUUACUGAUGUAAAAAACAGCACUAUCACUAUUUUAAAAAAAGUCAUUUUUGAUCAAAUCUAGACAGGCCCCAUUUCCAGCAUCCAUCACUCCAACACCUUAUUUUUGAGUAAUCAUGCUACAUUGCUAAUUUGGUACUAGAAAAUCACUUGCCAUUAUAUCAAACACAGCUGAAAGCUAUUUGGUUCAUUAAAUGAAGCUUCACAUUGUCUUUGUUUGUUUUUGAGUUGCCACAGUAUGCAAUAGACUGGCAUGUCUUAAGGUCAAUAUUAGGUCAAAAAUGGCAAAAAAGAAACAGCUUUCUCUAGAAACUCGUCAGUCAAUCAUUGUUUUGAGGAAUGAAGGCUAUACAAUGCUUGAAAUUGCCAAAAAACUGAAGAUUUCAUACAAAGGUGUACACUACAGUCUUCAAAGACAAAGGACAACUGGCUCUAACAAGGACAGAAAGAGAUGUGGAAGGCCAGAUGUACAACUAAACAAGAGGAUAAGUACAUCAGAGUCUCUAGUUUGAGAAAUAGAUGCCUCACAUGUCCUCAGCUGACAGCUUCAUUGAAUUCUACCCGCUCAACACCAGUUUCGUAAAGAGAAGACUCAGGGGUGCAGGCCUUAUGGGAAGAAUUGCAAAGAAAAAGCCACUUUUGAAACAGAAAAACAAAAAGAAAAGGUUAGAGUGGGCAAAGAAACACAGAUAAUUGGAAAAGAGUGUUAUGGAUCUUAACCCCAUUGAGCUUUUGUGGGAUCAGCUAGACUGUAGGGUGUGUGAGAAGUGCCUGACAAGACAGCCACAUCUAUGGCAAGUGCUACAGGAAGCGUGUGGUGAAAUGUCACCUGAGUAUCUGGACAAACUGACAGCUAGAAUGCCAAGGAUCUGCAAAGCUGUCAUUGCUGCACUAGAGGAUUUUUUGAUGAGGACUCUCUGAAGUAGUUUAAGAAGUUCUGAACAUUUUUUUUCAAAUUGUAAUAGUCAUUUUUCACAUUAUUAAUGUCCUGACUAUACAUUGUGAUCGGUUGAACGCAACUUUGGUGAAUAAAAGUAUC